Ornithorhynchus anatinus (platypus) is the source of this 3184-nucleotide messenger RNA. It is a transcript of the gene NTM, whose product is annotated as neurotrimin. The coding region runs from base 570 to 1550 and encodes 326 amino acids. Gene Ontology annotation, cellular component: neuron projection. The record is from RefSeq and is a predicted model, not a curated record. The transcript is spliced from 10 exons. NCBI's taxonomy places the organism in Eukaryota, Metazoa, Chordata, Mammalia, Monotremata, Ornithorhynchidae.
CCUUCCUGGGACUUGCGGGGAAGGAGCGGCGGCCGGAUCCCGGGACUUGGGGAUUUUCCGGAGCCGGGCUCCGGGUUUCCUUCCUCGGCUCCCCGGCGGCUUCCCGCCUCUUCCACUUCAUUUCUCGGCGACCGGCGGGAGGCCAGCCCCGCUCCGAAACUUAACGAACAAAGAAAGAAAGAGCCGGGACCGGUUUCCCUGCUCUCUUUCUCAAGAGGAAGAAUCGCCACCCAACUCCGGGGCAACGGAAUUCCGCUCGUCCCCCUCCCCGCCCUCGCCCUAUCCAGCGCCCGCCACCUCGGGGCCGGAGUGCCGGUUCCUGGUCCAAGCGCCAGGCCGAACUCCCACCUGGAAACGCCAGCUGGGGCAGCCCGCCCGCCCUUCGACCCCUCGCUGCCCUCCUCCGGCCCUGGCACUCGGGCUCCUCCCCGCCGGAGGGACCACCGGCCGGUGGAUGCUCCUGGGGGCAUUCGGCCGGCCGUCGAAGAGGAAGCUGAGGCUGGAUUCCGGGGAGGAGCGGUAGAGUCGGAGUGCCCGUGCGCAGCGGAGAUGCCACCUUCCCCAAAGCCAUGGACAACGUGACCGUACGACAAGGGGAGAGUGCCACCCUCAGGUGCACUGUGGACAACCGGGUGACACGGGUGGCCUGGCUGAACCGCAGCACCAUUCUAUACGCCGGGAAUGACAAGUGGUGCCUGGAUCCACGGGUGGUCCUGCUGACCAACACUCAAACCCAAUACAGCAUUGAGAUCCAGAACGUGGAUGUCUACGAUGAGGGUCCAUACACCUGCUCUGUGCAGACAGACAACCACCCAAAAACAUCGCGUGUCCACCUCAUUGUGCAAGUACCUCCGAAAAUUAUAGAGAUCUCUUCAGAUGUUUCCAUCAACGAAGGCAGCAAUAUCAGCCUCACCUGCAUAGCUACAGGAAGACCUGAGCCUGCAGUAACCUGGCGACACAUCUCACCCAAAGCUGUUGGCUUCGUCAGUGAAGAUGAGUACUUGGAGAUCAUGGGCAUUACUCGAGAGCAGGCUGGAGACUAUGAAUGCAGCGCCUCAAAUGAUGUGGCAGCUCCUGUGGUCCGGAGAGUAAAGGUCACCGUGAACUAUCCACCAUUCAUUUCUGACGCUAAGGGCACGGGAGUUCCCGUGGGACAGAAAGGAACAUUACAGUGUGGAGCCUCUGCAGUUCCUGCCGCUCAGUUCCAGUGGUUCAAGGAUGACAAAAAGCUGGUUGAAGAUCAAAAGGGGAUGAAAGUUGAAAACAGACCCUUCUUUUCUACCCUCACCUUCUUCAACGUCUCUGAACACGACUAUGGGAACUACACCUGCGUAGCCUCCAACAAGCUUGGCCACACCAAUGCCAGCAUCAUGCUGUUCGAAAUAAAUGAGCCUACAAGCUCAACUUUGUUCCAAGAAGAGAAAACUACAGCAAUGACACCUUGGAAAGGCCCAGGCGCAGUCAGCGAAGUAAACAACGGGACGUCGAGGAGAGCGGGCUGCAUCUGGCUGCUACCCCUACUGGUCCUGCAGCUGCUGCUCAAGUUUUGAUGCGGUGCCUCCUCUCCGCGGGAUCAGUCUCCGCCUCCACAGCAACCAACACGGCAACGACAAAAAAAAGCAGAAAAUUCCAACAGGAAAUUCUAAGCAAUGAAAGAGAAGACCUAGCCUAGCACACCUAAAAUUCCAGGAAAUAGAAAAAAAAUGAAAGGAAUUUGGCAAAGGGGGGAAGAAAAAUGGAAAUUGCUCUACACUGUCUUGGUACAACUGAGUCUCUUCCCUUUUUUUUGUUUUUUUUUUUUGUUCCCCAAGACGGACCAGCACAACAGUUGGGGCCACCCACCGCACUGCGUUGUGCCGCCUUGUUUUGUCGCGGACAGGCAGGUGGGGGGCCCGGCCGAUGCCCCUUCUGCUCCAUCACUCCUGGCGGAUGCAUUCCAAGGCCUCCAUCCCAACUCUACCUGUCGAUCUAGAUGCGCAGACCUGGAAAUGCCCUGCCCCCCACCAAACUGGACACCCUCUUCACAGACUGGGCUGCCAUUUUGUGUGAUUUAAAAAAUAAAAAAAAGGAAAAACAAAAACCACCACAAAAAAUGACAGUACAAAAGCCACCACAAACCCAACAGAAAAAUCUAUUGUUCAGCAUUCUUCAUUUUACUACAUGGACAUUAUGGAUAAUAAGGGAUUCUGAUUCAUUAUUAAUUUUAUUAAUUAUAUUUUCUGAUAUGAGUCUAGAACUGUUAGCUCAAAAACAAAAGGAGAUGAAGGAAAAUUAUGUGUAGUAAGUGUUAAAAAUGAAUAGUGUUCUUCUCGACUAGUUUACACAAAGGUGGAGCCUAACACCAGGAGCCAGUGAAGAUUCUACAGGUCCACCAAACACUGAUUUAACCAACAUCUCUACCAGCGCUAGAAAUUCCUCAUCCUUUCUCCAGCGCUUAACGCAGGUGAUACUAUGCUACCCACAUACUGUUUAGAAACGAAGAAGGUGAUCUUCACUGUAAUGUUGAAUUCAUCGGUUAUGCUUCUUUUUACGAUUAUAUAUAUAUAUACAGUUUAUAUAUACAUAUAUACAUAUAUUAUUUUUUGUUAGAAUUCUACCAUUUUAUUUCUCCACAGGGUCCUAUCUCAGACAUUACUGCAUGCUGUAUAUGGAGUUAGCUGUGUUUUGGUCUUCUAAGAGAUGAUAGAGUUUACUGGUAAUUUGUGUACUCAGCUCCUGCCUUCUUAUUUUCUUGGGUUAUUUACAUGUCAGAGACAUUUAUAAAAAGCAGAAAAAAAACCCCACAGGUGCGGCAUCUCUUUCAGGCGUGGAUUUGUGAGGUCAGAGCUUCCACAGCUGGCAGUCUUUCCUCAAUACCACAAUGGAUAUUAACAAGCAACCAGUAACAGAACGGUCAAAAAACAGGAACCACAUGCUCUGAUCUCGCAUGGGAUUCUGGGAGGCCAGUGUGGCCACUGAAGAAGUCUUUCACUUAAUUUCCACUCCCAUCCCCUGCCCCACAUUUCCUUUUUUGAGGAUGCAAUGGAAGAUGGUGGAUUUUAGGUCCACUUUUGGUCUGGGAACUUGGGAAACAGAGAGGCUUCUGAAAGGGUCCCAUCUGGGAUGAGGGGACAGGGGUGGGGCCUGGGCAAGGGGGUGGGGGAUGUCUCUGACUCUACAUUAAAAAGUGUUCCAUGUCCCUCUU